Messenger RNA from Peromyscus maniculatus bairdii (prairie deer mouse), 430 nucleotides. RefSeq names its product trefoil factor 1 (gene Tff1). Lineage: Eukaryota; Metazoa; Chordata; Mammalia; Rodentia; Cricetidae. Gene Ontology annotation, biological process: maintenance of gastrointestinal epithelium. The record is from RefSeq and is a predicted model, not a curated record.
AUGGAGCACAAGGUGAUCUGUGUCUUCGCUAUGGUCCUCAUGCUGGCCCUCAGCAGCCUUGCCCAGGACCAGGCAGAAACAUGUACCAUGACCCCCCGGGAAAGGGUAAACUGCGGCUUCCCCGGUGUUACUGCCGAGCAGUGCAAGCAAAGAGGUUGCUGUUUCGACGACACUGUCCGGGGCUUCCCAUGGUGCUUCCACCCUCUGGCCAUCGAAAGCCCUCCGGAAGAGGACUGUCCCUUCUAGAGUCCACCUGAGAGAGCCGGUUACACCGAGACUUGGCGCCACCACUCCACCUGGGCACCGGAGCCAUCUGGCCCACCCACUGCAUAUACACCUGUUCUGUGGCUGGAUCUGGCCUGAUGUCACAGUUCAACCUCUCUGACUUUUAGAACUCAAAUUCGGCCUGAGAAUUAAAAGAGAUGAAUGC